Messenger RNA from Pocillopora damicornis (cauliflower coral), 1098 nucleotides. RefSeq names its product galanin receptor 2a-like. Gene Ontology annotation, molecular function: G protein-coupled receptor activity. Gene Ontology annotation, cellular component: plasma membrane. Gene Ontology annotation, biological process: G protein-coupled receptor signaling pathway. NCBI's taxonomy places the organism in Eukaryota, Metazoa, Cnidaria, Anthozoa, Scleractinia, Pocilloporidae. The record is from RefSeq and is a predicted model, not a curated record.
AUGGCAAAGGCUUUAAAAACGCUAACUUUGUCUACAUUGAUCGCUGUCUCAGUUUUUGGCAACUGUCUCGUUGUUGCAUCCGUGUACAAGAACGUUAACAAACGAAUGCGCGUUGUUGGUAACUACCUGGUGGUGAACCUAAGCAUUGCAGACAUGUUGCUGGCAAUUUUCAGCUUGUCGCGUAUGUUAACUCUCGUUCAUGUUGGCUACGAGUGGCUAGUCGGCGGAUUAUUGGGUUUGUUCCUCUGCAAAGCGCAACACUUUUUUAUCAUCCAGUUACUGUUUGUUUCUACGAUGAACUUCAUGGCAAUUGCUGUCGAUCGAUUUGUUGCUGUUUUCUUCCCGUUCUCGCUGAUUUUGAAAGGGAAAUUGUUUUAUUUUAUCGUCGGGGCCACGUGGAUCAUUCCUAGCGCUCUAUUCGCGUUUUACUGGAAAAUGAUGGACAUGGAAGUGCGUGGUGGUACGACAGUUUGCUUUGCGAAUGUGCUGAAAAUCUUUCCAACUGUAAAACACUUUUAUGAGUUUAAGGUCGCAGAAAGUGUGAUUGUUACUGGUGUUACUCUUACAAUAACAGUCAGUCUGUACAUCGCCAUUGGAGCGAAGUUAUUACUCAGACGGCUUCCAGGAAAUGAGCAAGAAGCAGACACGCGUCGUAGGGAAGCAGUUGCACGAAAAGUUUUCCGAAUGAUGUUCAUCGUGGUAUUGGUGUAUUGCCUGUGUUGGAGUCCGCAGUGGAUUAUAUCAAUCAUUUGUAAUUUGGUCGAACGCCAGAGGCCGAUCUGUAAUAAUCCGAAUGCAAAUUUUGUGAAACUUGUUGUCGCUUAUUCAAACAGUGCAAUCACGCCGUUUAUCUAUCCCAUAUUCUCUGGAAACUUUCGCACAAGCUUCCGACAAAUCUUGACGGGCGGUUUUUGCUGGAAACGUGGAAGGGUUGCCCCUGAGGAUCAGAAACGCAAUUCCUCACGCAAAAAGCACUAUAAAGCAGAGCCAGAUGAUGAAGUACAAAGCCACAGACCAGAGGUGUUUCUUUUGCAAGACCAGGCUCAGUGUAAACUUGUGCAAAAGAAAAUUAUUUCUUCAGAGACAGGAACAAUGUGA